UUCUCCUAUUACUUCCCUUUUUCAUCUCUACUUGUGUGGGUUUGACAUGUGUAUUUUCCUUUCCACCCUCCAUGGAUAAUGUCAUUUAAGCCUUUGCUCUUUUAUCUUGUUAUUGUCCAUAUUAUACAUUAGCCACUUAUAGUUUCUAUUCUCGAGCACUCAUAAUUUUUUUUAUUGAAGUGGUGUCUCUUUGUGCGUUUAUUAGUUACCAUAUUGUUGCUAGUUAUCUAAUGGAAAAUAGAGAUACGUUUCUGUAUGCCUUAGCCUCUUGAGUUGUUAAUGUCUGGGGAUCUUCACUGGUGGUGGUGUCUUUGUUCUUUGUUGUAAUAUUAAAUUAAUGGAUAGAUAUUGCACUGAUGGAUGGAUAGUAGCCUUCUAUAUUGUGGCCUUGGAUUUAAUUAGUCAUGUAUUAGGAACUGAUAUUUGUCGAUGAUUGUAUUGGGAUAUUGAAGAAGCAGCAAAAUCAAAAUGUCAAAGGUAAUAAGUGACAGGUCUAGAAGGUAGAACAAAAGGCAAUAACUAUUGGGUACCAAGAUAUAAAUAAUGUGAGUAGCUGCAUCAGAGUAGCUGCAUCAGAACAGGAGUAUGGAAAGAGAAGACAAUGUUGUCAAGGAACAAUUUUUUUAGAAUAGAGGGAAAGCGCAUUGUGUUUUAAAAUAUUGUUAGUGCUAGCUAUGUCUGGCUGAAGAGUUAUUAAUUGCAGAGAAAAAUAGAAAGUUGGAAAGAAUUAGCUUAGAUUUUUGGCAGGGUGUACAUUUGUCCUUGUGGCUAUAGCAAGAGGUAAAAGUUCCAAGAUGGAGGAUCUGAUUAGAUAGAGAUGGCAAGGCAACUUGGAAGUCUUAUCUAUCCUUUGUAUUUUGAGGUCUCUUUCCCUUUUUUCUCUCUUUUUCUAUCUUUUGAUCAACAUUUUGAUGUACACGCCAUAUCUCUCUCAAUCUCUUUUUGGUUCACUUAUCCCAUGAAUCUUUCCUUUUUUCUUUUAGGUUGAUCUUAAAGUGCUAGAUGCAUGCACCUUUGUGCAGUAGUGUGUUUCUUGACUUAGUGACCCUUUGAGCCUUGUAAAGCCUUCUACCUUUGGAAAUUAAGGUUUUGUAAUAAUUAGUAGCAAUGUAACAUUAAGAUUUGCCAAAUACUAUUACCAGGGUUUUUAGGACUCUUCACUGAUGCGAUGAGAUGAUCUUAGCUUUAUGAUUUAUCUUUUGGAAUAGAGGUGAGGUUAAGAAUUACUCAUUGAAGAUAUACUUGCAUAACAAAAUCUAUUUAUUCUGUGAAAGAUGAUCUUAUAGCUUGGAAAAGAAGGAUGGAGAAAGCUUGCUAAACAAGUGUGAAAUAUGGUUUUAUUGGGCACUUGGUAAGAAAGGAACCAAAAACCACUAGAUUUUUGAGGGUAUAGCGUCUGCUCGUCAAGGUUUCUUUCUUUGUUUUUGUCAGAUGGAUUAUAGCGUUAGAUUAUGACCAAUACAUGGCAUUUCUUGAUAUUGUACCUAACCCUCCUUUUGUAUAUGGCCGCCUUUCUCCCUGUCCCUCCGUGGUCUUUUCAAUGUGUUUUUUAUUUUUAUAAUUGUCGAAUAAUAUGCGGUUCAGAACUAGAUUGAUGUACCCAAGAUUUAAAUCGGAGAGUUCUAGUAAAGAGGAUUGUGCCUCUUGUUUGCUCACACCAAACAGAUGGGUUUUAUUCUCUCUCACUUGGCAAGUUAAUGUCGACCAGAAGUCAAUCCGGUUUUUGUGGAUCGCAAUUCUUAUUGAGGAAGAAAGAUGGAGCUCUAGCUCAGUUAGUUUUGAUAGUGCAAAUAGUUUUCCAUGAAGAAAUUUUUCUCCGGGAAAACACACCUGAUAAUUUUUUUGUUUGAUGGGAGAGAAGAUCUUUCUUUUUUUACUAACCUGAAGUUUUGCUUUUUUAGUAUUUCAGUUUUUUAUUUGUGUCUCGACGCUGUGGAUUGCAAGCACCAAGCUCUUUUUCAACUCUGUCAACCACCAUCUUCAUCAUGUGCCACUUACUGCCUCUCGACCAUCACCACCAUCAAUCUCACCUUUAUUUCAGUAGUAAGCAAGCAAUCAAAAAGUCGCUUUUCUUUCUCUUCUCUGCUUUUACUCUUUCCAAUUACCCUGUUAUGUAUGAAAAUAUCUUUAAAAACUCCAUUGGUGCCCUCUGCCAAUGACGAUCAAGGAGGCUCUGCGCCUCCAGAUGCCACCCACAAAACUGUGGCGGUGACAUUCACAACCUAAAUACCUCCCAUGUCUUCUGAAACAGAGCACCACAAAAUGAGAACUUAAGUAAUACAAAAGAUAUCUGCCGCCCGUUACAGCCAACCUGUUGCUGCAUCUUUUUGUUUACUAUGCCUUUUGUAUACCUUGGCUCGUCCUUAGCUUGUACUACUUCUUACCUCCUUGUUGCCUGUAGUCUUUUAUAAAGAAAGGUGUUCAUGAACCAAUUCUAUAGUUAUAUUCUUCACCUAUAUUUAAAUCCUGACUAUCAGUGGUCAAUUAGUAGCUCAAGAGUUGGGAGGAGAUAUCUGACCGCCUUAGACUUAGCUAAGUGUGGGAGGAAAUAUCUUUGUUGGUCCACAUUGCAUUUGCACUAAGGUCUUAUGGUCCAAGGGUUUAAGUUCAGUAUUGGUCUGGAUGUAUGGUGAUAUUGUGCUUAUGGGGUUAGAAAGGAAUGUUAGAUGUUUAUAAGAAUGGCAUUUGCGUUUGUGUUUGGGAUAAGUAUGCCAUCAUGACCUUACUUUGGUGGUAUGCUUUUAGGAGUAUGUAUGUAUAUAUGUGUGUGUGCAUAUGUACACACAUAUACACCAUGCACUUAGGCAUACCCUUUCUAUUAUAGGUUGUUGGUGCUGUUGAUAGAGAUGGUUAGUCCCUUUGGUGGGGUGUUGGGCCAAUAUGACUAAAGUUGAUGUGUGAAGCAAAAAGGUUUCAGAUGAAAUGGUUACUUAAGCCUAUCUAAGGAGGUUCCUAAAUCAUAGGUCAUGCUUUUCAAAAAACAUAAAUUGCAUGAUUUUGUGGGAAAGCUUCUAGCAUAUCCUCUUUUUGCUACGAGAUGUUUGUUUAUUGAGUUUUAGAUUCUCUUACUAGGUCGUGAUGGUAAGGGGCCUUAAAUUGCACCUAGUACUUUGGCGUUUAAGAUGCAUGUAGUUAUUACGAGGAAGACGACUCAGUUAGUGGGUAGUGGUUAGUAUAAUACAAAUCGGAUGAAGGGAUUUAAAGCAGGGUUUGGUGGACUUUGUUGCAACAAAUUUGAUGCACUUGCUGGCAUUAGAUCAGUACUUCAGUCGAUGGAAAAUUUGUGUUAAUUUUGUUUUUUAUUAGUACAUGGUCUUUAUUUAUAUGGGUUAUAUGGUCAGAUUUUGGGAGGAGCACUUGAUAGAAGUUACAAUUCUGUGUGUUUCUCGUCAUUCAUUUUCAAGCUUCAAAUUUACAUUAUCCCCGUCUUUGAUUUAUGUUCUUGAGGUGUGGUAAAUAUUUUAGGAUUAUCCAAAUAAGUGAAAGUGGAUGAAGUGAGUUAGAUUGGGGAUGAUGGAGUCAUGAUCUUUUUGAGCUUCCAAAUACUUUAAGUGCUUUGAACUUGCAAAUUUUUUUUUUAUCGUGCCUACGGUAUUCUCCAUUUGCUUUGGUCCUAUAUAUGCGCAGACGUAAGGUUUGAAAUUCUUUGUUAGGGCAUGUGUUUUAGGAAGUACCAACACUAACGAUGGUGUUUAGGUUCCAUGACGUGACAAUCUGAUGAUUGUAUAUGGUAUGAGAACUGUAGUUUGUGGCGAUUUGUACGUAGAGAUUGUUGUAGAAAAAUAUAGCUCUGCAAAAACAGAAAAUGGAUAACAAUGUGGGCCAAAAAGAUUAAUGUGAUAGAAGCUGUGACGUGUUGGAAACACUGUCUUACAAGCAAAAUUCUCCCCGACUAUGGUGCAAUCAGAAGUGGCGUUGCCCCCCAAGAUUUUACACAGCUAUUCCCCUUAAUGUGCACUCAAAUAAGGGAAAUUAGGAACUCAUAGUAAUGCUCAGAACUAGAGAGAGAAAAUCAGAAAGAAGAGAGGAAGAAUAUAUGUUUUCUGUAUAUUUCUGAGGACAGCAAACACUUUUUAUAGCCAAAAACAGAGUGUAACUGAAGAGAGAUUUUAGGAGAGAAAUCUGCCAAACUAAAUCUGUCAAACUAAACCAGAAAAAUAAUCCAUAAAAGCUCUCUAUAUUUAAGGAAAGAAAACAGAUUUAGGGGAGAGAAAUAAGCAGCUGUUACAGAACAUUUAAAACAGAGUGGAAUAGACUUUGUAACUGAAAAGCUUCAUAAAUCUGAACUCUCAGAUACAACAUGGCCCUUUUAGUCUAUACCACAACUUCUAUUUGCAUUAUAUCUCCAACAAUUGUUACAUAUCUUUGUCUCCACACUAAGAUAUCACAUUAACACCCAAAAUCUACCUUUGAAAGGUAACAAAUUGCUCAUUUUUAUUUUGUAAACAUGACAUAUGUGCAUACACAUCUGUACUUUUACUUUUUCACCCUUCUCACUUUGAGAAUCUUAACAUAUAUCUUCCUUUGUUUUUUUCGUUGCUACACUUCUUCGUUUCAGGCUAUCCAAUGCAUUACUUUGAUCAAUAAUACUUCCUCCGCUCCCAUUUAAUUGCAACACUGUUCUUUUUUAGGUUGUUUCAAAAUAAUUGCAACACUUUAUAUUUUUGUUAAGUUUUUUAUGUAAAAUGACUUUUAUACCCUUACUUUUUCUACCCUUUCUUUUCCAAUUCACAUAAUCACAUGGGCAAAGUUGUCCCAUGGCCCACCAAAAUGCUUUUCUAAAAUCUUGUUGCAUGUUGCAAUCAAAUAGGAGGAAGUAUCUUUAGUUACGCACAACAAAAAUAAAAAAAAAUAUGAUGUUAUGAAAAUAUUCAUUAAGAUGAAUCAAAUAAGAUCCCAUUUGACUAUGUUAUUUCUUAUACAUUAGGAUUAACAAUUCGAACUAGGUUAGUUGGUGAAUAGUAAUUACUAUGCAAUUGCAUCUAAAAAAAUAUGGAGGAAGUAUAUAAGUCAAAUGAAAAUAUUUUUAUGUUUUGCUUAUGCUCAUUUCACAACAUUUUUGCUCAUUUAAUUUUUUUACGCUUUUCUCAUUUUAUAUUUUUGCUUGUUUAAUGUUUUCAGCUCAUUUUUUUAUGUUUUUGCUCAAUUUAUGUUUUUUCUCAUUUUAUGAAGCUUUUUCCUCUUUUAAGUGGUGCUUACAGUUCUCACCAUAAGAGGAUUUUCAUUAGAACCCAAACAUAUAUACUACCUCCGUUUUAUAUUAUUUGGAACGAUUUGACAUAAAGUGAGUAGAAAAUGUCGAACCGUUGCAAAUAAUAUUAAACGGAGGUAGUAUUAUAGCUUGGAAAAUAAUGUUUUAUGUUUGAAUGAUAUCUUAUAUGUUUUGAAUACAUUUGAAAUUUGUGAUAUGUCAAAUGAUGUUUUCUACACAUUAAUAUGAGACGGGAUUGUUGUGAAUGACAUGAGCCCAACUUGAUCAAAAUCAAACUAGGUCAAGCUCUAUGUGAUCUCGAACUUAAUUCCUCACAAAAAAGUGAGGAGCCUAUAUUUCAUGGCCAAAUUAAAUUAAGAUCAUCGAUCAAAUCUUGGAUGUGAUUAUGUAUGCGGUAGCAAUCACGUUCUUGUGCAAACAACAUGUACGGAUGAAUGGAACAAAGCCGAAGCGGCUGAAGUUUGAAGUAUUCUUCUAACAUAAUAUGACCAAGCCUCUCAUAAUAUGAGGGCUAAAUAUGGGUGCAUGAAUAGUUUCCAAAUGUAAUAUGUUUUGUACCACAUAAUUAGUUAGUAAAUUAUUUAGGCUAUAUUUACAAAAUAAUGGAUUUAGGGAGCAAAAAGUUCUAACGCCGCCGGUUUACGUAUUGGCUGACGUGGAAGGUUAUGAAUUUGGUGGCGUUUUGUAAUGGCUUUCGCUGAACGACAACUCUAAUUCCGUUAAUACUCAAUCAUUUGUAGUGUAACGUUGAAGCUUUGAUUCCAUGGGUGAGGCUUGAAUGUCUAUGCCAAUAUUGGAUUUGAUUUCGUGUAUCUCAUCAUCUAGUUGUUUAUUUGGUAUUGUGGGUGUGUUGGUGUGACCUUUGGUAUCAAUAUCUUGAUAUUUUUUCUUUGAGAACGUUUUUUUAUGGAUGUUAACCCCAAUGACUCAUUUGCUAUCUUCUUAGCGUAAUAAGCUGUUUUAAACUUAGAAGUCAAAAGGCACAAUAUGUUUUCAUCAACUUCAAAACUCAAGCUCUUUAAGGUCACUCCAUUCCUCCAAAUCUUUUGGUUCUGUUUCAAGCUAUCUCUUAUCAAAACAUUCAUUAUCACUUCGUGAAUCAUACUUGAAUCUCCUAAAGUCAUUUGGCUUACAUGCUGAAUUACUUGAGGAUAAGAAAACGUCUACUAGUUGGAAAGCUAAAUUUCGUUUACUUUCUUCCAAGAAGAAUGUGAGAUUUGAAGCGGUGGUUGUCGUUUUUGAAUGAACAGUGAGAAAAUGUCUACUAAUUGGAAAGCUAGACAUCGUUUACUUUCUUCCAAGAAGAAUGUGAGAGUUGAAAUGCUAGUUGUCCUUUUUGAAUCGAUGGUGACACUAUGUGGUUGGUGAGGUAUGAGAUGAUGUGAAAACUUUUGGUUAUAGGUUAUAGUGAAUUUCAUGAAAACACGUGGUGUUUCCAAGACUAUUUUGAGCAAGAAUUUUGCUUUUCCAUUUUGGUUGUAUAUCAAGCCUUGAUGAACAUGUAUGUUCAUAUGAAGAUUGUCAGAACAAUUUCCUGGUCUUUUCCGUGUUGAAGGAUCCUAAGGCAUAGCGUUCUUACUAGGGAUUGAAUCUUCGGCCUAGAUGAUUCGUGACUGUAUUUAUUAAGGUUUUAGAUUAAUGGUAUAAUAUUAUGCCACAAUCUUGUGAAGUUCAGCCACGAUUUGAUUACUUGCUCAACACACCCAAAUGUUAAUUGAGGAAGCAAUUAGUGGGAAGUGCAAUGUCCUUUGCAUCUCGAAGGAUCAUAGAAAUCGCCAACCCUCAAUUGAAGAAUUUAAGACGGCGGACUAUGUAUUCUAUCGUACAUUUGAUGUUCAAUAUCACACCGUGUCUGAUAUGUUGGGUGAAAAAAUUGCCACAAUUGACGUUAAAUGUUUAUUGAACAAAAAUGAUAUUUUACUAUCGGACCCCGCUAAGGUAGAUAGCGGGAAUCUGGCACUGAGCAUAGAGAAUCGGCCUACAUCUGUCAAUGGUUCUCUUAUCUCCAACAAAGCGGUAGAGAAUGACGUCCUUAUAGGUUCUCUAAAAAUGAAUGAUGAUCAAGCGACAAAAAAUGUAUUGGACAAGUCAAUAUUCCAUCCUCCAGAAAAUCAUGACGAUGCUCGUCAUGAUGAUACAGGUACAAUGGAGGACACAGGGAACAAGUCGGAUUUCAAUAAGGAUAUACUUAGAGGACAUAAAUAUGUUUUAUAUGAUGCUGGUGUGGGAUCUUCGCUGAUGAAAAAUGAUAAAGGGUCAAAAGUAAAGGACGGUGCUUUUGGACAUGACUGUACAUGUUCAGUGGCUUUAUGUGCUACCCAAGCAGUAUCAGGUUCUGGUCAAAAAACCAGAGUGACAUCAACAGAUCACAAGCAAAAUGAAGUAGAUAAGUUUACUACAUGUGAUGUGAAUCUGAGGCCAUCACAAAGUAGUGCCUUUACAAAGUCCAAGCUUGGAGAAUUUAUAAAUCCAUUGGAUGAGAAGGCAAAUAGUCAUGGGAUGACAUUAGUUGGUAUCGGGAAACUUAAUGGUAAUGGUUCAAUUGUAUCUGCUUCUGACUUGGACAAAAGAAAAAAAGAACUUGGAAAGCGUAUUCAUGUUGAAACUGGUACAGUGCAGAAGUUGAAGUCUGCUAAUGAUUAUAGUGCUUUGGAGGAGCAACCGUCUAAGAAACUUAAGAUUGAUGGUGUUGCUCCAUCCCUAAGAGAUAAUGGUGGGAUUUGCACUCAUAAAUAUGCCACUAAUUCUGCUGCGAAUAAUAAGACUUCGCAGUCUGCUUGCUUUGCUGCCAGAACAAAUGAUAAAGGCAAGUCAGGCAAACAGUUGGUUGGUACAAGCAAUGGCAUUGCUGGGAUGCUUGAGUCAAAUGGCAUAGAUGAGCACAAGGGAAUGACACAAAUUGAUCAAGAUGAUCAUAUUGGAACUAAUGUUGUGCAGAAAUUGAAGUCUGUUGAUGAUUCUGGAUCUUUGAAGGAUAGGCGGUCUAAGAACCUGAAGCAUUAUGGUACUGCUCCAUUAUCAAGCAAUGAUGGUGGGAUUAGCACUCAUAAGUCUGCCACUGUUUCUGCUGCAAAUUAUAGGGCUUCACGACCUGCUGGUGCUGCUACUGUAACAAAUGGUAAAAACAAGUCAGGCAACCAUGUGCCUGGUACCAGCAAUGUUUUUGUGAACAAAUCUAAGCUGUCUACACCACCAUCAAAAGAUCUUGAGAAAUACGACAUAACUCAAACUACAAGCAAGGUAGCUCCACAACUGUCUGGCAUUGUUGUUGAUACUAGUGAUAGAAGCAAGUUGGAUAGAGGUACAAGUGAUAGAAGCAAGUUGGAUAGAGGUACAAGUGAUAGAAGCAAGUUGGAUAGAGGUACAAGUGAUGGGAUACCUAACAAGCAUAAAUUUGAUGGUGCAAUAAAGGGAAAAUCGGUUGACAAGAUGUGCAAACCUACUACACUACAAACAAAAGAUAUGCAAAAAUUAGGGGUUGCCUCUAACACAAGUAACAACGCUCUAUCACGCGUUGAUGUUGAAAAUAGUAAUGGUGCAAGGCUUUCCAAAGGGUCGAGUCUGACAAAGGAUAGGCCUUCUCAUCUCAAGUCCAACGCCAUGGUAGAGGUUAAAUCUAAUGAUAAAUUGCAAAGAGGAUCCGUUGAACAAUGUAGAGAUACACAGACUCAAGAUUAUGGUCGCCUUAGAGAAGUUACUCAAAGACCACCUGACAAGAGCAGAUGGAUGAGAGCAGGCUGUGUUCCUUGGGAAGAAAGAAUGAAGGAAGCUCAUGAUCAAGGAACUCUUGUUCUGCUACAGAACUUGGAUCCCACAUACACCUCGCUUGAAGUUGAGAACAUAGUUUGGUGUGGUUUUGGAUAUCACUGCACUGCAAAAAUAACACCACAUACUGCUACUUCUAGCCCACAUUCUGGACAAGCUUUUGCUAUCUUCAAAACCCAGGUUAUAGCAAAUAAGGUCAUUGGGAAGCUGGGUGAGGAGUGCUUAAUGCUCCCAAAUGGAAGACCUCUUGUAGGAAGCAGUGGGGUUCUAAGAUUUCCUGGAAAGCAAUCUUCAUUCCCUGGUCACCUGGUCAUUGACAAAGUUAGACAGCAAACACAACGGGACUUGAGAGAAGCAGUUUCUACCUCUCAUUCAUCUCAGCCAAACACCCUUGAGUAUGAGAUGGCACUUGAUUGGGGCGUACUACAAGAGAGAUCAGACAAGUGGUGGAACAAGCUGCAUCAGGUCUGUAGAGUUUUGUGGGGUGAGCUUCGUAUCUUACUUGUGCUAAUUUCUCAAAUCUAUUUGUACCCUUUUGCAGAUCCAAAUAGAAGAAAUUGAAAAGUUGAAGGCAAGGCUGAAGCCAAACUGAGAAAAUUACUCUAGCUGGUUUCACUAGUAACAACUUGGUGAUUCUGCUGUUUUUGACUUUUUUGUAUCAAACUGGAAGGUUCAAGCAUAUAGCAGUUCUUUUUUG
Molecule: messenger RNA, 9674 nt
Organism: Beta vulgaris subsp. vulgaris (sugar beet)
Lineage: Eukaryota; Viridiplantae; Streptophyta; Magnoliopsida; Caryophyllales; Amaranthaceae
Exons: 9
Coding region: 6920-9538 (872 amino acids)
Molecular function (GO): RNA binding; chromatin binding
Source: RefSeq, a predicted model, not a curated record